Molecule: messenger RNA, 2251 nt
Organism: Klebsormidium nitens
Lineage: Eukaryota; Viridiplantae; Streptophyta; Klebsormidiophyceae; Klebsormidiales; Klebsormidiaceae
Source: the annotation of a GenBank genome assembly
CUGAGCUUGAGAGCAGCCUGGGCCCAGGGGAAGGGGAGGCAACAAACUUUUACAAUUCGGCUUCAGGUUGCAACCCCAGGGCCAAAGCGUUUCCUCCUCCAACAAUUCUCAUGCCAUUUUCAUGGCCCUGGGACUCACAGUACGUUGAUAGCUCGCUUAUUGUAACGGCGUAAGUUGGCGCAACUGUCGGGUUCGACGUUGUCAUGGGUCAGCACCAGUUCACCAACUAGACCAGCACAUUGUACAAGGGUUUCUCCAUCUUACCUGCCUCCUUGAACGGCGAUCUCACAUUCGCUUCUCUUCUGCGUUGCUUCUUUGGAGAGGUUUGAAGUUGUAGGCCCCUCCCAAAAUUCCCUUUCUGCGAGACUCCUGACGACCACAUUUAAAGGACACCCAUUUUGGGUCGCUGUAGGAGUGUAGAGCGGAAAGACAAAGCCUUAAUUGAACACAAUCUGGUUGCAGUAGAAUGUAGAGAAAAGAUUUCUGCAAAGGAACGUAAAGAGAAGGCAGUUUGUCACUGAUGGUCGGGCGAUGGAGUCAAGUGCGGAGAACGCAACAGCCGUCCGUCUGAUUGCCGCCGCCGCAGCCUCGAGUGUUGCAACCGCUCUGGCUUGUUGGUUAAGUGGUCCCCUUGUGCAGAUGCCAGGAAACUUCAGCAUGACGCUCCUUCAAGGUCGGAAGGCCGUUCGCCCUCCCUCUGACGUGGUUGACCCGUUCUGGGCCCUGAUCAGAAAUGAAGCUCAGCAGAUCAUUGCUGACACGAGCGGCGGCAGCGCCGAGAGCGCGCUGAUGUCAGACUACGUCAGCGAGUCCAUCGUGAAGUGGGCCACCAUCGAGGAAGCCCUGGCCAAUCACCUGGCGGAGAAACUAGGCACGGCGGUUUUGUCUGCGGCCAAGUGGCGGCCUGUGCUGACGCGAGCGCUGGCGGAGGGGAAGCACGCAAGCGGCCUGACACUGGGGGAGGUGGUGCAAAAGGAUCUAGAGACGAUUCGGGACCGCGACCCUGCCUGCCCCAGCUUUGCGCACGCGUUCCUCCACUUCAAGGGCUUCCUCGGGCUCCAAGCGCACCGCGCCAGCCACUGGCUCUGGACCGCCGACAACAAGAAGCCGCUCGCGUCGCUCAUCCAAGCGCGCAUUUCCGAGGCCUUUGCAAUGGACAUUCACCCGGCGGCGAGGAUUGGUGUGGGAGUGUUGAUCGACCAUGCGACGGGGGUGGUGAUCGGCGAGACGGCGGCGGUCGGGGAUGGGUGUACGUUGUUGCACGGGGUUACGCUAGGGGGCACCGGGAAGGAGACGGAAGACCGGCAUCCAAAGCUGGGAAAGAACGUGCUGGUAGGAGCGGGCGCGAGCAUUUUGGGCAACGUCAAAAUUGGCGAGGGCGCCAAAGUCGGGGCCGCGGCUCUGGUGCUCACAGACAUUCCUGCACAUGCCACGGCCGUUGGGUCCCCCGCAAAGGUGGUGGGGCGCAGCAAGGAGGACUCGCCCGCGUCGAAGAUGGACCAGAUUUGCAAGAACGUGUACCUCUUCCCCAAGAAGGCCCACUGGUUCUGCCCCUUCCGCACGCUCGACGUCGCGCAGCGCGGCUUUCUCUCGCCGCAGGACGUGUUCGAGAAGCUUAAGCAGAAGAACAUCGACGUCUCCAUCUCCGACGUCGUGGAGAUCUUCUUCAAGCUGGACACGGAUCACAAUGGUCAGAUUACCGAACAGGAGUUCCAGCAAGGGUACGACCAGUUCCUGGGGACCCUCAAAAAGCACGGCAGCUUUAAAACGAUAAUUGCAAAGCUGGGCUGCGAUGAUUCAAUUCCAGAGAACAAGCCAGUGCUUUUCUGAGUGUCCUUGCAAACAACGUGGUGGUGCAGCCAGGCACGGGGUUUGCACGGGGCAUUGUACAAUAUAACAAGCGUAUAAGCGCAGCGGAUCGGCUGAACAAGGGCUCUGCUGAUGGAAGAGUUGUCCUAAGAAAGGGCGUACUCUUAGACACGAUAACAGACCACACUAUACGAGACAAGCUUUGGUACCGUAUGUAUGUUAAGCAAUUGAAUGAACAGGGAAGACCGAGUCAACCGGAGUCCGAAAGGUUACGCAUCGGGUAUUUUAGCUCCAUCUAGCAGGUGCCGGUCAAGUCGGCGUUCCCUUGUGGCAGGCCUGUCGAGCUGGCCCUACAGGGUUCAAUCUCUACCAAUAGUACGCACAUAUGUGCAGCCCGGCCCCACAGGACCAGGUAAACGGCGGUUGAGCACGUGUUUGAAGU